GACGUCUAGACUGAGUCGGAGGCUAAGGAACUACUUCUUGGGAGCAGAGUCUAGACAAUUCGAGUUGUUGAAAAUAUGAAUCCUGUUACUUAUGAACAGUGGUUGACGACAAUGGUGUUUUGAGGCACGGCUGUCUACUGACGAGAUUUCAUCAACCAGGUUUUUUGUUGUAUUUUGGAUUCCAGCUGAAAACGUGUCCAAGCUUUCAGUGUUGGGCAGGUUUUCACUUUAUUUAUACCAGUCCUUCCCCUUGAAUGGAGCAUGGUGUAAACCAGAGUCGUCAUUAGCAUUCGAAUGCGGUUGAAGCCUGGACAACUGGGAAGAGAGUUCUCACGGUAUGGAAGAUAAAGGAGACCCGAGCAGUGAGGAGACGCCUAAGGCUAUCAAACCCACAAGCAAAGAGUUCAGGAAAACAUGGGGCUUUCGAAGAACCACUAUUGCAAAGAGAGAGGGUGUGGGAGACGUGGAGGCAGACCCGUUGGAGCAGCAGUCCCCACGGCAGCACGGCCUCUCCUUGCGGCGCAGUGGGAGGCAGCCAAAGCGCACCGAGCGGGUAGAGGAAUUCCUUACAACAGUUCGGCGCAGAGGAAGAAAGAAUGUUCCUGUCUCCCUUGAGGAUUCCAGUGAGCCAACAUCUUGUCCAGUCACAGAUAUUGAAACUGCCUCGGAAGGGAGCGUAGAAAGCACCUCUGAGAUGAAAAGUGGCUCCCAGUCUGGUUCCACGAGUGUACAGGAAGGACCAGCCUCUUCUGGAAAGGCCACAGGAGGUGAGGACGAGGAGGACACCUCUGACAGUGACAGCGAUGGCCUGACUUUGAAGGAGCUUCAGAAUCGCCUUCGGAGAAAGCGAGAGCAGGAGCCACCUGAGAGGCCCGUGAAGGGCAUCCAGAGUCGCCUGAGGAAGAGGCGUCGGGAGGAGGAUCCCACAGACACUGUGGAUGUCGAAGCAGGCAGCACAGUCGAGAGUGUUCUGCCCAGUAAGCAAGAGCCCGACACGGACCAGGAGGCUGUGUCCCAGGCAGUGAACGAUGACCAAGAGAGUAAGCUGGAGGCGACAGCGGCCCAGGGAGUUAAAGAUGAAGAGCCUGGGGAUGCAGGCAAGCCCAAGCCUGAAUGUGAAGUGUACGACCCCAACGCCCUGUACUGCAUUUGUCGCCAGCCUCACAACAACAGGUUUAUGAUUUGCUGUGACCGAUGCGAAGAGUGGUUUCAUGGUGACUGUGUGGGCAUCUCUGAGGCUCGAGGGAGGCUUUUGGAAAGGAACGGGGAAGAUUAUAUCUGCCCAAACUGCACCAUUCUGCAAGUGCAGGAUGAGACUAAUUCAGAAACUACAGAUCAGCAGGAAACUAAAUGUAGACCUGGAGAUGCUGAUGGCACGGACUUUACAAGUAUAGGAACAGUGGAGCAAAAAUCCAGUGAAGACCAAGGGAUAAAGGGCAGAAUUGAGAAAGCUGCUAAUCCAAGCGGGAAGAAAAAACUCAAGAUUUUCCAGCCUGUAGUGGAGGCUCCAGGUGCCUCCAGGUGUACUGGCCCUGGGUGCUGCAAUGCAGCGCAGCCUGACUCGGUCUACUGCAGCAACGACUGCAUUCUUAAACAUGCUGCAGCUACUAUGAAAUUCCUAAGUUCAGGUAAAGAACCAAGACCAAAACCUAAAGAGAAGAUCAAGAUGAAGCCAGAAAAGCUCACCCUUCCAAAAUGUAGUGUUCAGGCAGGCAUUAAAAUCUCUCCUCUGCACAAGAGACCAGCUCCAGAAAAGAAAGAAGGCUUAGUGAAGAAGGCGGUGGUGGCUCUUUCUAGGAGUGAAGCCCUCGGGAAGGAGACAGCUUGUGAAAGCAGCACGCCAUCGUGGGCAAGCGACCACAACUACAAUGCAGUAAAGCCGGAAAAGACUGCUGCUCUGUCGUCGGCACUGUUGUGCAAAUCCAUGAAGGCAGACAGAAGAGUGGAAGAAAAGGCGGUGGCGGCCUCAGCCUCAAAGCAGACAGCCCCUCCAGGCUCCUCGGUGGGCAAACAACCAUCGCCUAGAAGUCUUGUUCCAAAGAAGUCUUCUUUUGCUAAUGUGGCAGGAGCCAAACCAGUUCUUAAAAAGUCACCUGGCUUCAAAGGCACCAUCCCCAAGAAGUCGUGGCUCUCGACCGCCCCAUCAGGUGGCACUUCUGCUGCCAGGCGGGCAGGACCCAUGCUGGUCUCUGUGACGGCUGCUUCCAAAAAGUUCCCUGGCUCAGCUGCUUUGGUUGGAGCCAUCAGGAAGCCGGGAGCAACUUCUCUUCCUGCGGCCCCUCCAGCCCCAGGACACCUCGGAACCGGGAGCCCUGCUCAGUCACAGCCAAAUUCACAGAUUCGGCAGAAUAUAAGACGCUCCUUAAAAGAGAUCUUGUGGAAAAGAGUCAAUGACAGCGAUGACCUAAUCAUGACAGAAAAUGAAGUAGGAAAAAUCGCCCUCCAUAUUGAGAAGGAAAUGUUUAACUUGUUUCAAGUUACAGACAAUCGCUACAAGAGUAAAUACCGCAGCAUCAUGUUCAACCUGAAGGACCCCAAAAACCAGGGACUCUUCCAUCGGGUUCUGCGUGAGGAAAUCUCUCUGGCAAAACUUGUGAGAAUGAAGCCAGAAGAACUCGUAUCUAAGGAACUUUCCACAUGGAGGGAGAAACCGACGAAAUCUGUGAUGGAGUCCAGAACUAAAUUGCAUAAUGAAAGCAAGAAGACUGCCAUUAAACAGGAAACCGUUCCCAACAUGGAGGAUUCUCCACCCGUGUCAGACUCAGAGGAACAGCAAGAAUCAGUACGAGUUGUCCCUGAAAAAAGCCCCGUGCCUCUUCUGGACGUCUUCAGCAGUAUGCUGAAAGACACAACGAGCCAGCACCGGGCGCAUCUUUUUGAUCUAAACUGUAAAAUCUGUACAGGUCAGAUUUCAUCAUCAGAAGAUGAGCCAGCUCCAAAAAAACAAAAAUUAUCAGCUUCUGCUAAGAAAGAAGACUUAAAGUCCAAGUAUGACAGCUCUCCAUCUGGUCUGGUUCCUAACUCAGCUGAUGAAGUGAUACCAGAAACUCUGACCGAAAAUGUUUCUGAGCCAGACGUAGAAAGUGCUUCUCAUCCAAACCCAGAGAGAAAGUAUUUCCCUGGGCCUCCAGGAGACAGCCACCCAGAGCCCUCCCCCCUGGAAGGCCUCCCUCCCUGCCCAGCCUCCUGUGGGGGGACGGUGGUCACCACUGUCACAGUGUCCGGCCGGGACCCCAGGACUGCUCUGAGUGGGUCGUGCACGGUUGCGGCCUCUGUAGUAGCCCACCCGGACAGCAUACACGCAGUAGAAAGCAAACAAGAUGUGGUGAAGCCUGCUUUGACUUCUGUGACAGUGCCCAAGUCCAUACUGGCUAAGCCGUCCUCAUCCCCUGACCCAAGAUACUUGUCAGUUCCACCAUCACCAAAUAUCAGUGUCCCAGAGUCACGUUCCCCUCCAGAAGGAGAUACAACCCCGUUUUUGUCUCGACUCAGCACCAUUUGGAAAGGAUUUAUUAACAUGCAAAGUGUAGCAAAAUUUGUCACUAAGGCAUAUCCUGUCUCUGGGUGUUUUGAUUAUCUCAGUGAGGACUUGCCUGACACAAUUCACAUUGGUGGGAGGAUCGCGCCGAAGACGGUUUGGGAUUACGUCGGCAAGCUCAAGUCUUCUGUGUCUAAGGAGCUCUGUCUGAUCCGCUUUCACCCUGCAACAGAGGAAGAAGAGGUUGCCUAUAUUUCUCUCUACUCCUAUUUUAGCAGUCGUGGCCGCUUUGGUGUUGUAGCUAAUAACAACAGGCACGUCAAGGACCUCUACCUGAUCCCACUGAGUGCCAAGGACCCUGUUCCAUCCAAACUCUUGCCCUUUGAGGGACCAGGUCUUGAGUCACCACGUCCAAAUAUAAUCCUUGGGUUGGUAAUCUGUCAGAAAAUAAAACGUCCUUCCAGUGCUGGAGAGGUAGACAAGAUAGAUGAGAAGCGGACCCGACUUCAACCAGAAGAAAUGGAUGUCUCAGUCUACCCCAAAGUAACCCCAGCCCCGCAGUCUGAAAAGAAGCCCUCCAAGUACCAGCUCUACUCUGCAGACACAGCUGUCAGUAGCACACCACCUGGGUCACCUCCGCCUCCACCCCCUCUUCCAGAACCACCGGUGUUAAAAAUUCUGUCGUCCCUCAAGCCAGGAGCCACCAACACUGUCACAGCAUCAACAGCACCAGCAGCCAUCACCACAGCAGCUCCCUCUGUCACGUCACCUGCUUCGAAAACAGCUUCGCCGCUGGAGCACAUCCUGCAGACUCUCUUUGGAAAGAAGAAAUCAUUUGACACCCCUGCCAAAGAGUCUGUGGGAGCUAUUCCCGCCUUCCACCGGGAUUCCAAAACCACGGCAGACGACGGGGUGUCGGCAGCUCCUUUGCUGGAUCCGAUAGUUCAGCAGUUUGGUCAGUUCUCAAAAGAUAAGGCUCUAGAGGAAGAGGAGGAUGAUCGACCCUAUGACCCUGAAGAGGAAUAUGACCCGGAGAGAGCCUUUGGCGGGCAGCUCACUGAGCGUGGGAGGAGCCACGAUGUGGAAGAGGCUCCUGAGUCAGCCGAGAGGGAGGAGGUGGCCUACGACCCUGAGGACGAGACGAUCUUAGAAGAAGCGAAAGUGACCAUUGAGGACCUGCCCAACAGGAUGUGUGCAGAUGUGAGAAGCAGUUCCGUGGAGAGGCCUGCUGACCAGGCUGCCGACGUCCCCGCUCCAUCUCUGGUGGAGCAGCAGAAAAUGUUAGAAGAACUGAACAAGCAGAUUGAGGAGCAGAAGAGGCAGCUGGAGGAGCAGGAGGAGGCUCUGAGGCUGCAGAGGGCAGCUGUCGGGGCCUCCAUGGCCCACUUCUCAGUGUCUGAUGCAUUGAUGUCACCUCCGCCCAAGGCGUCACUGACCAAGGCUGAACUGUUUCAUCAAGAGCAGCAGACCCUGGAAUCGUCAGCAGGUCAGGUGACCCAGGUGACAAACCAGAGCUCAGACUCAAGACAAAGCAGAGACCCACGGCAGGCGCGGCGGCUGGCCACCGAGAGCAGCGAGAGCGAGCCUCUCUCAAAGCCCCCAGCGAAUAGCAUGCAGGGCGCCCCACCAGCAAGAGAAGCUUCUGGAGGGGUCGCUGUGGGUCAGGUGCCUGUGCUGGCCCUGGAAGAAAAGCAGACGGCGUCUCCUCUCUGGGUUGCAGGUGAAAAGGUGCCCCUGGUGUCUGACCAGGAUGGCCAGAAGUGUGAACACCCAGGGAGUCCCACCCCGCAGCCCAUGGAGAGCACCCACCCUACUGCAGCUGCAGAUGGCCCGGCCAGACCAACCCGGAGAGUGCUGUUGCCCACGCCCCCCAGUACCUCCUUCCAGCCCAGCUGCCCUCUGCAGAAUGAUGGGCCGAGUUUUAAUUCUCCUGCAGGAAGGGACCCUUUCUCUAGUCCGGUGUUUACAUCUCAGGAAAAAUCUCUUGGUUCGUCCCAGUAUGAGGACCCAAGAAAUCCUCAGUCUGCUGCAAAGAGUGACCACCCAGCAGCUGAUACUGAGGGGGACAGAGAGCUACAGUCCAGACCUGGCGAGGGGACCACCCCGUUCUCCCUACCCGGACAAAAAGGAGGGGCCCCUCAGCCCCAGUUUCAGGGCCAGCGUGAACCCACACCUCGCACUUUCGGGAUGUCAGGACUUUAUGGCCCCAAUUUCCCAGGACCAAGGGGGCCAGUCCCUCCAUUUUCAGAAGAGAAUAUUGUUUCUAAUAAUGAUGGGCCAAGAGGGCCCCCACCAGCCAGAUUCGGGGCCCAGAAGGGGCCCAUCCCUUCCUUAUUCUCAGGGCAGCAUGGGCCACCUCCUUAUGGGGACAGCAGGGGCCCAUCACCCUCUUACCUUGGCGGGCCUAGAGGAGUGGCACCACCCCAAUUCGAAGAACGCAAGGAUCCCCAUGGGGAGAAAAGGGAAUUUCAGGACACCCUGUAUCAUGAGGCGACUGGCCCCUCUGCCCAGUUUGAAGGACCAGAACAAGCCCAGUUUAUGAGUAACAGAGGUGCAGCACCUUUCCAGUUUGGAGGCCAAAGAAGACCUCUGCUGUCUCAGCUCAAAGGGCCCCGAGGAGGUCCCCCUCCUCAGUUUGGAGGCCAGAGAGGGCCACCCCCUGGCCAUUUUGUGGGCCCAAGAGGGCCUCAUCCCAAUCAGUUUGAAAAUGCCCGGGGCCCUCAUCCCAAUCAGUUUGAAAAUGCCCGGGGCCCUCAUCCCAAUCAAUUUGAAAAUGGCCGGGGCCCUCAUCCCAAUCAGUUUGAAGGAUCCAGAGGCCAAGCACCAAAUUUCAUGCCAGGUCCCAGGGGGAUGCAGCCUCAGCAGUUUGAAGAGCAAAGGGUAAAUUCACCACCAAGAUUUGUGAAUCAAAGAGCACCUGCACCUCUGCAGUUUAGUGGACCAAGGGGGUCUGCACCGUUUCCUGAAAAAAAUGAACAAACACCUCGAUUUCACUUUCAAGGCCAGACCCCACAAGUGAUGAAGCCUGCACCCAGGCCCCUGCUUGAUCUCCCCAGCCAUCCCCUGCAGCACAGGAAGGACAGGUGGGACGAGGCAGGCCCAUCCUCUGCCCUGACCUCUAGCGCACCUGGACAGGGCCCCGAGGCCGACGGGCAGUGGGCAUCGUCCGAGUGCCGAGAGGGCAAAGGCCAUGAAUACAGAAACCAGACUUUUGAAGGGAGGCCAAGGGAGCGGUUUGAAGCUGGACCCAAAGAAAAACCGCUGGAAGAGCCUGAUGCCCAGGAAAGUCGGCAGGGGCGGGCCUUUGAGGACAGGAGGCGAGAACGGGAUCGCAGCAGGAACUGGAGCAGAGAGAGGGACUGGGAGAGGGGCCGGGAGUGGGAGAGGCACCGAGAGAAGGACUCCAGCCGAGAGUGGGACAGAAGCAGGGAGAGGAACAUGAACAGGGACAGAGAGCGGGAGGCAGACCGGGCCAAGGAGUGGGACCGCAGCCGGGAGAGGAGCAGAAACAGGGACCGCGACCGGGACAGGAGACGGGACCGAGACAGGUCUAGAAGCAGAGACCGGGACCGCGAGAAGGCCAGAGACAAGGACCGAGAGCCGCGGGAGCGAGUCCGGGACCGCAAGGAGCGGAGCAGGAGCAAGGAGAGGGCCCGGGACAAGCCUGAAGCCAUGCGGGCCUCUGAUUCAGGCACUGCCGCCACCCAGAACUAGGCUCCUGCCAGCCGUGCCUGGCAGCCAGUGAUGACAGUACAUUCGUAUGUGUGGUCUCCACCUGACAAAAGCUCACAAAACAUGUUGGACAAAUAGUUUUUGAAAUAGCUAUGAACUUAGAUACAGGAUAGAACAUUCUGGACUUCAGAAAUUGCUGUAAUUUUGUGUAUAAUGGUUUCUUACAAAAUUUCACAUCUUUACAAUUCUGAUUUUUAAAAAUAUAUAUAUAAGAAUUCAGUAUUUCCAUUUAAAAUUACAGAAAUGGGAAGUGUCUACAGAAGCAUAUUGCUUUUUCAGACUAUAAAGUUAUCUUUUCCAAUAACUUGACUGUUGUAAAUUUUAAGGGAAUUUCAUUGGACCUUAGAGCCGUCUCUUCACUGACAUCUCAUCUGUAUUUCUAUGUCUCCAGAAGCUGAGAAGCUGUUUUUACAGGUCUUUAGCAGCUCUCCCAGAGGGGUGGCGAGGUGCCGCUGGGGCUGGGGUUAUAGUGGGUGAGCCAAACGCAUCUGUGCCCUGCUCGGCUGUGGGAGAACAGUGUUAGCAGCUCAUAUCUGGAGUGCUGAGAAACACAAAACUUACCAAUGCAUCUUUCUUUUGUCAUAAGGAAAUUUGAAUUACAAAUUUCAACCAGGAAAAAAACCCACAUUUUUUAGUUUUGCUCAGUUUUUAUGUAUCACCUUAUAAAUUUUCUUCAAAAACAUUAAAAGCUACAUCUGUCCUAAUAGAAACUAUUGCAUUUUAAUAACAACUUAUUGAAAAAUGUUUAGAUAUUACCAGCUUAAAGAAAGUGAGAAAAUAAACCAAUUAAGUGUACUUUAAAAGGGGGAUGUCUUAGAUUUGAAUCAUCAGAAGCAUUUUGUUUUGUCAAUUUUACCCCCUGAGCAGCUCUUCCUAUAUCCCAGGACAAGGGCACUCAGCUCCAAACUGUUGUAUUUGUCAAGCGAUAAAUUUAAAAGUUUGUAAUUGAAAAUGGAACAAUAUCUGUAUAAAGUCUGAAAUGGAAAGUAGUGACUAUUAGUUCAAGACCUGCAAGCUAAAUAGAAAGCUUCCUGCUGUGAGGUAUGGUGUGCUGCCGCGCGUCCUGUGCUUUUCAGUACUCCUGAAGUAUGGAAUAGAGAAACCCGGCUAAUUUAUUUGUACAAAUACACAUUGAUAAUUUUUUAUAUUUUCAUAAACUUUUGCAGAUGUAAAAUUAGACAAUUUCAUUUGUUCUUUUGGAGUCUACUGUUCCAUUAUACAUCACUACAGAUUUUUCACUUUAUAGCACAAAUUUUUAAGUUAAGGAAACAUGGAGAACUUACUGAUUUGGGACUUUUGGUGUCAUAAGCCAAGGGUUAGUAGGUUACAUUACAUUAGAGUAGGUGUCAAGUUCCAACAUCUAAUAUGAUCUGAAGGUUUUCUUUUUACAUAUAAAGCAAAUUUUUCUAAUUUAAGUACGUAGAUGUAAAAACCAAGUGUGUUUCUUUAGGUUUACUUGAUAGAAAUUUCUGUAAAUUGUAUUUUAUAUUGCAGAGUAUCACAUCACUGUGCAUUAAAACAUGGGACUUCACAGGUUCUGUUACUUGAAGUAGAAUAAACAUCUACAGAGCUUUUGUCUCA
Messenger RNA from Galeopterus variegatus (Sunda flying lemur), 8791 nucleotides. It is a transcript of the gene DIDO1, whose product is annotated as death inducer-obliterator 1. The transcript has 17 exons. The record is from RefSeq and is a predicted model, not a curated record. Lineage: Eukaryota; Metazoa; Chordata; Mammalia; Dermoptera; Cynocephalidae. Gene Ontology annotation, cellular component: nucleus. Gene Ontology annotation, biological process: DNA-templated transcription; apoptotic signaling pathway. Bases 338 to 7192 code for a protein of 2284 amino acids.